UCAGUUUAGUUGCGCGCUGCCCACACAGCGGCAACAGUUUUAAAGCUGCCUUUCGCGUUUUUAGUGUAAGUGCUAGCAACAGUCACUAACAAACAGCCACAUGUGUUGCAACUAAUACACACUAAUACACACACGCACAGCUUCCGAACUGUGCUGUACCCGUGCCUUCCGAACCUGCCAUAGAUGCUGCGACGCGUGCUGGGCUAUGGCGUCCUGGGCGCUGGCCUCGUCAGCACCGGUUUGAGCCUGCAUACAAACGACUAUGAGAUCAACUCGCUGGGCAUUGUGCGGCUGACGCGUUCGGCCUGUGCCGUGGUCGACGUGGCGCUCACCUACAAGCGGGAGCUGUACUACAAGGAGUGGGAUAAGACGACGCCCGAGUACAAGGCCGAGAAGAGUCGCGUGCACAAAAUCGCUGCCGAGAAGCUGCUGCAGCUGAUCUGCACCAAUAGGGGCGUCUAUAUCAAGGUGGGUCAGCAUAUCGGCGCUCUGGAGUACCUCUUGCCCAAGGAGUUUGUGCAGACAAUGAAAGUGUUGCACUCGGAUGCGCCACAGAAUCCCAUCGAGGAUCUGUAUAAGGUAAUCAGGCAGGACUUGAAACGCAAUCCGGAGGAUAUAUUCGAUAGCUUCGAGCGUGAGCCACUGGGCACCGCCUCAUUGGCGCAGGUGCACAAGGCGCGUCUAAAGACGGGCGAAAUUGUGGCGGUCAAGGUGCAACAUCCCUAUGUCAAGGGCAACUCGCGUGUGGACAUGAAGACCAUGGAAAUGGCUGUCAAAGUGCUGGCGCGCAUAUUUCCCGACUUCAAGAUACAAUGGCUGGUCGAGGAGUCCAAAAAGAAUCUGCCCAUUGAGCUGGACUUUCUCAAUGAGGGCCACAAUGCCGAAAAGGUAGCCGAGCACUUCAAGAAGUACAGCUGGUUGCGUGUGCCCAAAAUCUAUUGGGAGCUGAGCACAUCACGUGUGCUGGUCAUGGAGUAUCUGGAGGGCGGGCAUGUGACCGAUUUGAAAUACAUCAAGGAUCACAAAAUUGAUAGCUUUGAGGUCGCCAGCCGAAUUGGUCAACUCUACUCGGAGAUGAUCUUCUCCACGGGCUUUGUGCACAGCGAUCCACAUCCGGGCAAUAUACUUGUGCGUCAGACGCCCAAAAAUAAUUUGGAAAUAAUACUGCUCGAUCACGGACUCUAUGCCAAUCUGAGCGACAAGUUUCGCUAUGAAUACUCCAAGCUCUGGCUGAGCAUACUGAACGUCGAUCGCAAGUUGAUGCGCCAGCACAGCGAGCAGCUGGGCAUCAAGGGUGAUCUGUACGGUUUGUUUGUGUGCAUGGUGACGGGUCGACCCUGGGACACGCUCAUGCAGGGCAUUACCAAAGUCAAAUAUUCCAAAGAAGAGAAGAAUACGCUGCAGAACAACACAUCACUGGUGCUGCCCCACAUUUCGGAUGUGCUGGAGCAGGUGGAUCGGCAAAUGUUGCUCAUACUGAAGACAAACGAUCUGAUACGCGGCAUUGAGGCGACGCUGCGCACACAGAAUCGCAUGACCGCCUUCUGGGUGAUGUCCAAGUUCUGUGUGCAAUCCUCAUAUGCGGAACAGCGUGCCCAACAGACGGUGGCUGCCAAACGCUGGCAUUUGCAGCUGCGCGAACGCUGGGAGCUGUUCAAGCUGAAUAUCUACUACCUCUAUUUGGGAUUGAUUAACUUUGGCUUCCUCACCGCGCUCAAGCAGGUGCUCUAGUCGGCUGCAGUUGUUCGUCCCGGGCCAGCCUGCGUGCGUUCUCCUGACGCUUGCGCUGCAUGGAACUCUUUUUGCGUUUGUUUUCGAAAGAGAGAGACAGAAUACACAAUUAGCUGUUGGAGCAUAGGUUGGCCAAACUGUUAGGAUUAAGUUACCAUUAUGAUUGCAAAUGGCAUCAGGAUGACAAACAGAAAUAGGAGCACUAUAUAGAAGGCAUAGCCCGAAUAGAAGUACACAUAGCUCGGCGACGGUGUGUAAACGGGCACAUACGGCGCGUCGCCAUAUUCCGGAUACGCUGCAGUGGUGCUGGUGGUGCUACCCGACGAAUACGAGCUGCUCACAAUGCUUGUUGUUGCAUUCAAUGCUGCUGCAGCGGUUGAUGCUGUUAUUGUUGCGGUCGCCAUUUGUAUCGGACUUGAUUUCGGUUAUAAAAAUAGUUUUGCACAAGUCUCGUUUCACUCAAAGUGUCCGUUCGAACUGAAUUGAACUGAAGUCGCCGAAAAUAAAUUGAUGGGCCCCGGCGACCAGUCAUCAUGGGUCAGGCACGGCUCACAUAUUUGCUUUGUAAUCAUUAGCUGAUAAAGUUGACAAAACCAGUGCCUAGCCUGGGCUUAAGUUCGGUGUGCUUUUCUCUGCCAUGCAUGCCAUAUCUCGUGGUUCGGGGCGGGGGCCACAACUUUAUCUAAUGAGGCACUAUGAUAAAUGUGUGCAAAUGUCACACAAACUGCGUGAAUGUGUAUCUAUAUAUAUAUAUAUAUACUAUAUCUGUAUAAAUAUGUAUGUAAUUGCCUGUAUCGUAUUGUUUUUAUGAUUUAUGGCAAGUUUUCCAUUGUCAAGACGUUUGUUUCGCCUUUUUUUUUAAGGGUAGUCAUAUUAGCUUUAGGGAUGGGCUUCCGGUUAUGAGAAACGCGCACGCAUAGGCACGGGCUUAGUUUUAAUAUGGAAAUUUGUUCUUAAAUUUAUGUUAAUCAUAAAUUUUGUUAGUAAUUAACCAAUUUUAAGGCAAUUGCUAGAGUAAUUCAUAUUUUUAAGUAAAUUACUCGUAAGAAUUUAAAUUACUUGAUAAAUUAGGGCUACAAUUUUUCGAGUAAUUGUAUCUUAACCAUGUAAUUACUUGAAGAAAUGACUGUAAUUACACGUAAUUGUCAUGAGUCGAUGUAAUUACUUGAGUAAUUGUAAAAAGUAAUGUAAUUGUGCAUUCACAAUUAAAUUUACUCAAAUAAUUGUGACUUGCCAGUGUAAUUACUUAAGUAAUUGUGGCUGACAAGUUUAAUUACUUGAGUAAUUGUGCCCUCACAAUAAAUAUACCUAAGUAAAAAUUGUUAA
Molecule: messenger RNA, 3057 nt
Organism: Drosophila virilis
Lineage: Eukaryota; Metazoa; Arthropoda; Insecta; Diptera; Drosophilidae
Gene: Adck1
Product: aarF domain containing kinase 1
Biological process (GO): protein phosphorylation
Molecular function (GO): ATP binding; protein kinase activity
Source: RefSeq, a predicted model, not a curated record